Messenger RNA from Parasteatoda tepidariorum (common house spider), 1240 nucleotides. Its product is annotated as sulfotransferase 1B1-like. Gene Ontology annotation, molecular function: sulfotransferase activity. Lineage: Eukaryota; Metazoa; Arthropoda; Arachnida; Araneae; Theridiidae. The record is from RefSeq and is a predicted model, not a curated record.
UUUUCCUUUUAGAAUUCAUGAUGGCUGACGAACCAACCGAGGAAGGAACAGACAUUUUUAUGCUCAGAGGCGUUCCAUUUGCCAGAUAUUUUAAAAAAGAGAUCAUAGAAGGUAUUAUGGAUUUCAUGUCAGCGGAUGACGACAUCAUCAUAGCCACUUAUCCUAAGACGGGCACGACGUGGAUGCAGUACAUCGUCCUGCAAAUAAUUACGAGAUCGGAAAGCUUUCCGUCUUUCAAUGACAUGCUGGAGAAAGUCGUCCCCUUCCUCGGAAUAUCUGGUGUUUCAGCAGUUGAAGCAAUGACUACAAAACCUCGCGUUUACAUGCACCACUUGCCAUACAGCGUUGUCAAGAAAAAUCCAAAGACUAAAAUAAUUUAUGUUUAUCGCAAACCUGAUGAUACGCUGGUAUCUUUUUACCAUAUGACGAAAAGUUUGAACGAAAAGCUUGAUUUUGACGAGCACUUCAACAAUUUCGUGAAUGGCACCAUCUCGUGCGGGCGAUAUUUCGAACACAUUUUGUCCUAUUUGGAACACGAGGAAGAUGGGAACAUUUUGUUUGUUUCGUAUGAGGAGUUGCAAAUUCACAGGAAGGAAGAAAUACUGCGAAUCGCUAAGUUUUUGGGUGAAGAUCAUCACGAUGCAUUAAUUAACGAUGAGUCGAUUUUGAAUAAAAUAAUUGAAAAAACUAGUUUUGAUUACAUGAAGAAAAAUUUGAAAUUUUCUGUCCCCAAAGAUCCGAAAGAAGAUUUAUUUUCCAAGAAAGACGUUCCUAAAAAAGACAUGAAUUUCUUCAGGAAAGGCAUCAUUGGGGAUGGAAGGAACGCUUUGACAAAAGAACAACUUGAUCAACUCAAAACUGUUGCUCAAAAAGUGAUGAAAGGAACUGCGAUACUGGAAGAAUGGUAUAACCAUUAAAUUUAAAGUGAAUUGUUAAAAAAAAACAAUGUAUUUAACAUUUUUUUUCACGAUUUUUGUGUAAUAAUGUUGAAUUUCACUUAAUAUUGAAAAAACUAGAAGUGUUUAAACUGUUUAGAAAAAUAAGCGACGAUAUUUAUAGGUGUGAGAUAAGGACUGGAUGUUAUGAGGCAGAAUUGGGAACUUUGCUACUGGCUAGUAAGCCAGUUGUAGCAAUUUUUACAGUGGCUACUCUUAAAAACAUGUGUUGAAAAUAAUAAACGAUUUUGUUAAAAAAAAAAAAAAAACUGUUAAUAUUAAUUAUGCAAGGGAUUUCUAUUGAA